Chenopodium quinoa (quinoa) is the source of this 1519-nucleotide messenger RNA. Its product is annotated as tetraketide alpha-pyrone reductase 1-like. The coding region runs from base 271 to 1254 and encodes 327 amino acids. The record is from RefSeq and is a predicted model, not a curated record. NCBI's taxonomy places the organism in Eukaryota, Viridiplantae, Streptophyta, Magnoliopsida, Caryophyllales, Amaranthaceae. The transcript has 7 exons. Gene Ontology annotation, molecular function: oxidoreductase activity, acting on the CH-OH group of donors, NAD or NADP as acceptor.
CUAGUUUCUCAAAAGAAAUUCCCAUGCACGUUUUUUUCAUUUAACCAUGUAAUGUGUGGUACAAAUUAUUCUUGAUGUGUAUGUAACAUCCAAUUAAUCAAUCAAUGAGUAUUUUUCUCUUUUUUGUAAAAUUAACCAUCAUAUCAUUUGUGUUACUACAAGCUUAGCCUUCGCUACUACUGCACGCACACGUUUGCUUUCUCAUGUGAAUUGCAGCACAUCAUUUGCUCUCCUGUCCUCCUUCCAGCAUCGUAAUUUUCGACACAAAAGAUGGAGCAGGAAAAGCCUCAGAUCAAAGGCAAGGUUUGUGUGACAGGGGCCUCAGGGUAUCUAGCUUCUUGGCUGGUCAAGCGCCUCCUUUUGUCUGGCUAUUUUGUCACUGGAACAGUCAGAGACCCAGGUGAUAAGAAAAAGGUGGAGCAUUUGUGGAGGCUUGAUGGGGCGAAAGAGAGGCUGAAAUUAGUAAAGGCCGAUUUAACGGAAGACGGAAGCUUUGAUGAAGCAGUUAGAGGUUGUGAAGGUGUAUUUCACACUGCUUCCCCUGUUUCAGGAUCCAGGGAGCAAGACGCAAAGGCCAAAAUAUUGGAACCUGCAAUAAAGGGAACAUUGAACGUGCUUCGGUCUUGCAAGAAGAACCCAUCACUAAGACGUGUGGUUCUUACCUCAUCUUCUUCAGCUGUUAGAGUAAGAGAGGAUAUUGACCCUAAUGUUCCACUUGAUGAAUCAGUUUGGAGCUCCACUGAACUUUGUGAACAAUUCCAGGUAUGGUAUGCACUGUCAAAAAUUGAGGCAGAGAAAGCAGCAUGGAACUUCUGCAAGGAGAACCACAUCGAUUUAGUGACUAUCCUUCCUGCUUUUAUAAUUGGACCUAGUCUUCCUCCUAAUCUUUGCUCUACUGCCUCUGAUAUUCUUGGCUGGUUUAAAGGAGAAACAAGCAAGUUCGAGAAUAGCGGAAGCUUGGGAUAUGUUCACAUUGACGACAUAGCUCUGUGCCACAUCUUGGUUUUUGAGCAUCAAGAAGCACAAGGUCGAUACCUUUGUUGCUCCACUUUUACGGAACCUUACGAAUUAGCAUCGUUUCUAGCAUCUCAAUAUCCGUCUUACCCUAUUUCAAAAGGGUUCACAAAGCUUGAUAGGCCAGAUUACACUUACAACACUUCCAAGAUUGAGAGUUUAGGGUUCAAGUUCAAGCCACUGGAAGAGAUGUUUGAUGACACUGUAAAAUCACUCAUAAUGCAGGGCCAUCUUCAGUAAGUUAGCAAUACCCUAAAAAAUGUGUACUUGCUGAGAGCACUUAGACAUAGUGAUUUUGAUCAAAUUUCAUAUAACCUUAGAAAAAAUGUCACUUUAUGCUAUAUUACCUUAUUAUUGUAUUUUUUUUUCCUACUAAGUUUGGCUCCUUGUACAACAAAACUACAUGUGUUCUAUUUUCUCAACAAAAUUUGGCUCUUUAUCUCUCACAUAGUCACAUACUAGUACUACUGUAUUUUUCCUUGAUUUCGCCGCUAUAAGCCUGUAA